Cloeon dipterum is the source of this 2432-nucleotide messenger RNA. RefSeq names its product putative fatty acyl-CoA reductase CG5065. Gene Ontology annotation, cellular component: peroxisome. Gene Ontology annotation, molecular function: alcohol-forming very long-chain fatty acyl-CoA reductase (NADP+) activity. Bases 158 to 1741 code for a protein of 527 amino acids. NCBI's taxonomy places the organism in Eukaryota, Metazoa, Arthropoda, Insecta, Ephemeroptera, Baetidae. The transcript has 9 exons. Gene Ontology annotation, biological process: long-chain fatty-acyl-CoA metabolic process. The record is from RefSeq and is a predicted model, not a curated record.
AGCAGCGGGAAUGGAGAGUGAAAGUUAGAUAGCGCCGCGGCGAAGGCCGCUGCCUAGAAAUCCACGCAGAUCCACCAAACCGCUCGGCAGAAUCAUACUGCCUAAGAAAACAGGUUUAUUCAUUCAUUCGUACACGUGCAAGCAACCGGCAGCCAGGAUGUCGCCGCUGAACGGGCUGGACCCGUCGAUGAACCGAGUGUCGGCAUUGAUGAAGGGCAAGAGCUUUUUCGUGACCGGGGGCACCGGCUUCCUCGGCAAGGUGCUGGUGGAGAAGAUGCUGCGCGACUGCGGCGAGCUGGACACCAUCUACCUGCUGGUGCGGCCCAAGAAGGGCAAGGAGCCCAGCGCGCGCGUCAACGAGCUCUUCGACUCGCCGCUCUUUGAGAAGCUGCGUACAACGCGUCCGGAGGCGCGGAAGCAACUGGUGGCGAUCGCGGGCGACGUGGUCGAAAAGGACCUGGGAAUCAGCCCCGCGGACCGCGCCCUCCUCAUCGAGCGCGUCAACAUCAUCUACCACUGCGCGGCGACGGUGCGCUUUGACGAGCCCCUGAGGAAGGCCAUCAUGCUCAACACCAGGGGCACCAAGCUGGUCGUCGACCUGGCUGAGGAGUGCAAGAACCUGGACCUGCUGGUGUACGUGUCGACCGCCUACUGCCACCUCAAGGAGGCCCUGCUGCAGGAGAAGAUCUACGAUCCUCCCGCCGACCCGCACAAAAUCAUCAAGUGCUGCGAGUACAUGGAGGAGAAGAUCGUCGAACAGAUGACCAAGAGAAUCCUAAUGGACGCACCCAACACCUACGCUUACACAAAAGCUCUCGCUGAAGGCCUGGUCUCGGAGAAGAUGGACAAAAUUCCGUCCAUCAUCCUUCGGCCGUCAGUCAUCAUUCCAAUCUGGAAGGAGCCGAUCGCAGGCUGGACAGACAACAUCAACGGCCCGACGGGCAUCCUGAUCGCCGCCGGCAAAGGUGUCCUGCGCACCAUGUGGUGCAAGUCCAACACAUACGCUGACUUUGUCCCGGUCGACAUCGUGGCAAACGCCAUAUUGCUCUCCACUUGGAAUUACGUCGGAAGAAAGGACCACGAGAAGCGGGUGUACAACUUGACCUCGAGCGCCGAGUUCAAGGUGACGUGGCAGGAGAUCAUCGACAUCGGCACUUCUCUGGUGGAGAAGGUGCCGCUGAACGGCAUGGUUUGGUACCCUGGCGGCUCCAUGAAGGACUCCAAGAUGAUGCACAACAUUUGUGUCUUCCUCUAUCACACCAUUCCCGCUUACUUCUUGGAUGCCAUCAUCGUCCUCGCUGGACACAAACCAAUUUUGAAGCGCGUUCAGGACCGCAUCAGCAAAGGAUUCGAGGUGUUUGAGUACUACGCCAACAACCAGUGGGACUUUGUGAGCACCAACAUCUUAUCGCUGCGCCACGUGGUCAGCGAGACGGAAAAGGACCGCUUCUGCAUCCACGGUGACGACCUCGACCUGCACACCUACUUUGAGGCUUGCAUCAGGUCGGCCAGGAUCUACGUGCUCAAGGAGAUGCCCGACACACUGCCUGGAGCCAUCAAACACGCCAGAAGGAUGUACUGGCUUGACAAAAUCGUGCAGGCUCUGUUCUGGUAUUUUGUGAUGUACAUGAUCUACUCCUACUCAACCACCGUGAGCUCGGUGGUGGACUCAGCGUGGGACUCGACCAAGGGCUUCGUCACGCCCAGCAUCAUGGGCAGCGAGCAAAGCACCCUCAACUAGCUCAUAGCAGCUCUAUAUCUUGCCAAACGUUUUUUUACUAUGGUUUCCCACUUUUGAAAUCAUUCGGAUUAACGUCUCUUGUGUGAUAUGUUCAAGAGGUUAAUUGCAUUGCUUUCCACUAGAAGAACAAAAAACGGAACAGACCCUCAACUAGCCCCCUUGCCCAUAGCAGCUCUAUAUCUUGCCAAAAGUUUUUUAUUAUGAUUUCCCACUUUUGGAAUCAUUCUUAUUAACGUCUAGCAGCUCUAUAUCUUGCCAAACGUUUUUUUUUUACCAUGGUUUCCCACUUUUGAUAAAAUUCUGAUUAACGUCUCUUGUGUGAUAUGUUCAAGAGGUUAAUCGCAUUAUUUUUAUUCUACUAGAGGAACAAAAAACGAAACAGACGCUCUCUUUUACUCUCAGUUGCACAAGUCAAGGAAAAGCAAAAUAUUUCUCUCUUUACAAAAUGUUUGUCAAUAAACUUUUCUUGUGUAGAAGAGGAAUUUUAGAUUAAGAACAAUUCGCAGCGGGUCGCAAUUAUUUUUCCGCUCUGCGAGAUUUGCUCACUCAUCUGUGUUUAUUUCAAAUUAUCGUCGGACUGUUUUAUAAAUAUAUUUACAAUUUUGACACUCUCACAUUGACAAUUUAUGUACGUGUGUAAUAAUUACCCAUAACACGUUAUUUCUGCAAUAAAAACAUUUAAAUCAGAAAA